AAAACAAAACUCUUGUCUAUGUUUCAUUACUUCUACACUUUCACUACAUCACUUACUUUCUUCAGUUUGAAAUUCCAAAAAAAUACAUUCUUCCUGUUUUAGGCAGAGGAAUGACUCAUAGCUUCUCAUCUGAAAUGACUAGCCCAAUGCGGUCAGCGCGAUUAAAAUCUAGAGUUGGGUACAGAUUCCAUCCGACAGAUGAAGAACUGGUGGGUCACUUUCUGAUGAGGAAGCUGCUUGGUUACAAUGAUGAGGAUGUACCGAUUCCUGAGAUUAAAGUCUGUAACUUUGAACCUUGGGAUCUUCCUGAUCUCUUGAAGCAAGAACAGGAUGAUCUAGUGUGUCAUUUUUUUUCUCCUCGAGAUUAUAAGUAUUUAGGUAGUCUUCGGUCUAACAGGACGACCAAGGCGGGGUUUUGGAAACCCACGGGCAAGCCUCGCAAUGUGAUUGAUAGUGUUACCAAGAAUGUCAUUGGUACUAAAAAGUCUCUGGUUUUUUAUGUAAAAGAUCAUCCUAAACCGGUUAGAACCAAAUGGAUCAUGCACGAGUAUGAUCUUCCUGCAAAUUCCAACUCGACGAUUAAGAGAAGUUUUCUGCUCUACAAACUCAAAGUAAAGCCGGAUGGGAAGGUAAAUGAAGGAGAUCCAAAUUAUAUGGCAUCGCCUGCGGAAACAGAAAGUCAAAAUUUAAGCGUGAUCACUGAAGUUGGCAACGAACAUCAAAAUGAGAUGAGCACAGAUUUCACCUGUGAUGGAACUGAACCAAGCUACCAGCUUGUUAAUGACCCUGAAAAUUCAAGUCCAAAUGAUGUGACUUCAAUGUCCCCCUAUGAAAGUGUAUUGAUGUCCCCUGAUUUUGAAAAUCAAAAUGUACAUAAUGCUGCAGAAUCUACAACUUUGGAGGUAGAGACCAUUUUUGAUGAGCUGGAGGCAUUACUUGAACUAGACGACAUCAUUAACUCUGAGCUUUUCUCGCCAAUAAGCACAGAAGGUGAUGACCUCUCUUACAGUUAUGCGCGUAAUCAAGCACAAGAAACUGCAACCGGCAUCCUGUUUAUCUGAAUUCUGCAAUUU
Messenger RNA from Mercurialis annua (annual mercury), 1073 nucleotides. Its product is annotated as NAC domain-containing protein 83-like. Gene Ontology annotation, biological process: regulation of DNA-templated transcription. The coding region runs from base 111 to 1061 and encodes 316 amino acids. Lineage: Eukaryota; Viridiplantae; Streptophyta; Magnoliopsida; Malpighiales; Euphorbiaceae. Gene Ontology annotation, molecular function: DNA binding. The transcript has 5 exons. The record is from RefSeq and is a predicted model, not a curated record.